Molecule: messenger RNA, 2641 nt
Organism: Nicrophorus vespilloides
Lineage: Eukaryota; Metazoa; Arthropoda; Insecta; Coleoptera; Silphidae
Gene: Tace
Product: ADAM 17-like protease
Exons: 7
Coding region: 264-2453 (729 amino acids)
Biological process (GO): membrane protein ectodomain proteolysis; Notch signaling pathway
Cellular component (GO): plasma membrane
Molecular function (GO): metalloendopeptidase activity
Source: RefSeq, a predicted model, not a curated record
UAAGAAUAAUACAUUUAUGUAAUCAGAUUUAAUUAUCGCUUAGAUAAUGGCUUAAAGAUGAAACUCUUCUUCUUUCCUCUACGAGUAUGAAUCAUACUUAUGUUAGCACAACCUACUGGCACCGAUCGGUACUACAGAAAUAUCAGCUGUGUUGUUUUGACGUUUGUCUGACAGUUCUUGUGGGUAGUUUAUUUGUCAACAAUAGUGUAGAUGAUGGUCAAUAUAUAUAUUUAUUAUGGUAGAUUAUAAUUAAACGUUUUGCAAUGGCUUUAAAGAUAGUUUCUUGUCCAACAGUAUUGUUACUACUUGCAGUCUGCUUGAAUGUUGCAGCAAUUCACAAAAACCUUAAAUAUUAUGAAACAUUCCAUGCUGAUAAGCUGACUCACAAGAUAGUGAAGAGGGGACUGAAGGAGAGUGACCAUCCCUUCAAUAAAAUCAAAGAAGUUAACUUUGAUGCUCUGGGUAGGAACUUCAGGGUGAUCUUGACCCCAAAGAGAGGUGUUCUGCAUUCCAAUUUUAAAGCCUACACAGUGGAUGGUGACGGCAAAGAGACCACAGUCCAUUUGGAUCAUGACCAGUUUUAUGAUGGCAGAGUGUUUGGGGAAGUUUCAUCUCAUGCCAGUCUGCAUAUUGAUGAUGGUGUUAUGACUGGUAGCAUUCAUUUGCCUGACGAGACUUAUCACAUAGAGCCGUCUUGGAGGCAUCUGCCGCAUUUGGAUAAUAGAACGAUGAUUGCCUAUAAGGAAUCAGAUGUAAAGUUUAGCUGGGAUCAUAAGGAUUACGCGGAUAUUGCACCGAAGACUUGCGGGUAUAUUAAGGAAGGCGCUGAAAUGGAGAGCGACGAGGAUGUGGAGCCUAGCCCUUGGACAUCCGAGGUUCACAGGGAGAAGAGACAGGUUGAUCAAUACGAAUACACUCCCACGAAAACCAGGUGUCCUCUCCUACUUGUGGCGGACUACAGGUUCUUCCAAGAAAUGGGCGGAAGCAACACGAAAACGACCAUCAAUUAUUUAAUAAGCUUGAUAGAUCGUGUGCAUAAGAUAUACAACGAUACAAUUUGGCACGAUAGGCAGGAGGUGGACGGUUUUAAAGGCAUGGGUUUCGUUAUUAAGAAGAUCGUGGUACACAAUGAAGCGACCCGUGUCAGGGCAGGCGAAGCUCAUUACAAUAUGAUGAGGGACAAAUGGGAUGUUAGAAAUCUUCUGGAGUCCUUUUCACGGCAAAGACAGAACAAGGAUUUCUGUUUGGCCCAUUUAUUCACAUACCAAACGUUCCUGGCGCGCGAUUCCGUUGUCCUCGGGUUAGCCUAUAUUUCGUCCAGCCGUAGAAGCUCGCAUGGCGGCAUCUGUUCCAAGGAGUACUUUAAAAACGGAUAUACUCUAUACUUGAAUUCCGGACUGAGUUCGAGUAGGAAUCAUUACGGUCAGAGGGUGAUCACGCGCGAAGCAGAUCUUGUAACGGCACACGAAUUUGGUCACAAUUGGGGCUCGGAACACGAUCCUGACAUACCGGAGUGCUCGCCUAGCGCGAGCCAAGGGGGCUCAUAUCUAAUGUACACGUACAGUGUGAGCGGAUAUGACGUAAACAACAAGCGAUUCUCCCCUUGCAGUUUGAGGUCCAUUCGAAAAGUAUUGCAAGCGAAAUCCGGUCGAUGCUUUUCAGAGCCGGAGGAGAGUUUCUGCGGUAAUCUGCGUGUAGAAGGGGAUGAGGAAUGCGACGCGGGUCUUCUAGGAACAGAGGACAAUGAUGCCUGCUGCGACAAGGAUUGCAAGUUGAGGCGGGGUCAGGGUGCAGUUUGCAGCGACAAAAACUCGCCCUGCUGUCAGAACUGCCAGUACAUGCAGAAAGGGAUGAAGUGUAGGGAGGCGCAAUAUGCGACCUGCGAACAGCAAUCUGUUUGCACCGGAUACCAAGCCGAGUGUCCCCGAAGUCCUCCCGUCGCCGAUGGCACCGACUGCCAGGAGAGAGGAAAAUGUCGGAGCGGAAAGUGCACGCCUUACUGUGAAACGCAAGGUCUGCAAAGUUGCAUGUGCGAUACCAUUUUGAACGCAUGCAGAAGAUGCUGCCGCAUGAGCAUGAACGAGAGCUGUCUUCCUGUGGAACCGGCUGACAUUCUGCCCGAUGGUACGCCCUGCAUACAAGGCUUUUGUAAUAAAGGCAACUGCGAGAAGACAAUCCAGGAUGUGGUCGAGCGUUUCUGGGAUAUCAUCGAAGAUAUCAAUAUCAACAAGGUGCUGCUCUUCCUGCGCGACAAUAUUGUUGGUACCGUUGUCCUGGUAACAGCUCUCAUCUGGAUACCUGCCAGUUGCGUUAUUGGUUACGUGGACCGGAAGCGUAGGAAGAACGAGAGUCGACGCAUGGAAUGGAAGCGGAAAGCGGAACUAAUGCAUCCCAUGGAUCAUCGACAGGUCAUCAACAUACGCGUUCCGCGAAGACACGCACAAGAAAUCUAAAACAUAAUUACUUUACACCACAAGAUUCAAAAUAGUCAUUAGUUAGGCAGUCUUACCAUUAAACAGAUUAAUUUAACGGAUAGUAUUUUACUCAUGUCUUCAUAUUGCCAUUACACUCUUAAAUAAACAUUUAGUAUUCCCACAUAAUUAAAUACAUCAUACCAGUUUUUAAGUAACUAUUUGUACAU